Molecule: messenger RNA, 708 nt
Organism: Miscanthus lutarioriparius
Lineage: Eukaryota; Viridiplantae; Streptophyta; Magnoliopsida; Poales; Poaceae
Source: the annotation of a GenBank genome assembly
AUGGGCGCCGCCGCCAACAACCACGAGGAGGAGUCGAACCCCCUCAUCCCAGCCGCCGUCGCCGCCGCCCCCGCGGACGAGAAGCCCCCGCAGGCUCCGGCGCCGGAGGCCGCCAAGUGCUAUGCCGACGGGGUCCCGGUCGUCAUGGGCGAGCCCGUGUUGGCCCACGCCUUUGGCGGCCUCCCGCGGGAGAGCUGGAACUCCGGGAUCCUCUCCUGCCUCGGCCGCAACGACGAGUUCUGCAGCAGCGACGUCGAAGUGUGUCUUCUUGGAACAGUAGCACCAUGUGUGCUCUAUGGUAGUAAUGUUGAGAGGCUUGCUGCUGGACAAGGCACAUUUGCAAACAGCUGCUUGCCUUACACUGGCCUGUAUAUGCUUGGGAACUCUCUCUUUGGGUGGAACUGCCUUGCCCCAUGGUUCUCUCAUCCCACUCGUACUGCUAUUCGACGACGCUACAAUCUUGAGGGUAACUUUGAGGCUUUCACCAGGCAAUGUGGGUGCUGCGGCAGUCUGGUCGAGGACGAGGAGAGGCGUGAGCACCUAGAGGCUGUCUGUGACCUUGCUACCCACUACCUCUGCCACCCUUGCGCCCUCUGCCAGGAGGGACGUGAGCUGCGCCGCAGGGUUCCCCACCCUGGAUUCAACAAUGGACACUCCGUCUUUGUCAUGAUGCCACCCAUGGAGCAGACCAUGGGGCGUGGCAUGUGA